AUGAACGAUCUAAAGGCAUGUCUGACAAAGGAGGAGUUUAGUGAUUAUACCGAUGAUCUCCCAAAAUCCAACGAAGGGAACAGCCAGGAAGUCUCCGAGUUACCUGUAAUCCAACAACGUUCACGUUUUCUUCAUUUGGCCCUCGACAUAGAAACAACAGGUCUAGACCGGAAAUCGGAUAUUCUGCAGAUUUCAUGCAUUCCACCAAAUGCUGAAACCAAAUCAUUUUCGGUAAACCUUUUUCCAGAAAAUCGAAUUAUUGGCCAGUCAGCGACGCAAGUCCACGGUAUAAGUGUAGAGUUUUGUAAGGGCAGAAAAACAUUAUUGAGAAGAGGGAAAGAACUGGAGGCCGUAUCGCAAACUCAGGGUCUCAGUGAUUUUUGCAGUUUCCUAAAACAGCAGUCCUGUUCCUUCCAAGUUGUCCUUAUUGCACACAAUGGUGAAAAGUUUGACUUCCCAGUUCUGAUCAAUGCUCUGAGAAGGAACAAUCUCCUUGAAUUGUUCCUGGCUACUGGUGUUGUCCUUGUGGACUCUCUAAAGAUUGUUUCGACAGAAAUGAAGCAGAAAGGUAGCCCUUUGUAUUCCUGCAAGAGCAAAUCUUUGUCCGACGUUUACGAAGUUUUACUGAAAGAAAAGUUUGAUGCACAUGAUGCACAAGAAGAUGCUACCGCCUUGUCGCGUAUUUUAUUUCAGUCCCCUCUGCAAGUAUCUGUUGAAAGAAUUCAGACGCACGCAGUUCCUGCAGAACUGUUCGAAAAAAAAUGAACUCAGCACAAGAGGCAAAAUCCCGAAAGUCCACGCUGCAUCGCCUCCCGGUCUCCGAAGGAAUGAAGGAGAAAAUGGGAAAGGCCGGGCUUGACUACGAAACAAUGCAGGGUGUUUACAAGAAAGGU
Messenger RNA from Pocillopora meandrina, 893 nucleotides. The record is from the annotation of a GenBank genome assembly. Lineage: Eukaryota; Metazoa; Cnidaria; Anthozoa; Scleractinia; Pocilloporidae.